UGAUAGAAAAUGAAUUUCUGGAAUGUGUACCAGUAAUUGAGUCAUAUUACAUAGAAUUAUAAGUAUGAGGUCUUCAGAAAACGCGCUUUUUCCCGAUCACAACACGACGGCGAAAAAGCCAUCUUGUCAAAGUUUUUUCUGUGAGCAUGCGUCAGUAUCGCUAUGUUUUUCGUACUGAUCAUUGUCAACAAUUGUUGACAAUUCACAUUGUUUUAAUAACCAAAGUAGUAUCACUCUUAAAAAAAUAACUCACAAACUCAUCACCAAAUUUCAACAGCUUUCUUUUCAAGGUUAGUAGUAGCUGAAAAAGCGGUAAAUGCAAUAAGACAGCGCCAUCUAUGUGUUAGGCCCAAGACCUUCCAGCCCAUGUACCUAGUAUAAGAUAUAAUUACUUGUUAUGGGAAUGUUAUAUAUUGUUUUUGUUGAUAAUUACAUACUUUUUUGCAAAAAGAGAAUGUUUGAUAUAUCUGUAAUAUUCAUAAUGAUAUUUUAUAGUAGUCAAAUAAUCUGAAUACAAAGCUAUCACAACUUACCUCGAUGAUAGUAGAGUCGUGACAGAAUGAGUAAUCUCUGUAUUGGUUUAUUUUCCAGUAACCAUAAUAUUUAAUUAAUUUCAAUAAUUGUUUUGUGAAGUUAUGGAACGGUGCAACAUUAUUUCAUAUGUUACAAUUCUCUUAGAUCUCCCCUAGAAUUGAAAAAAUGUAGAAGGGGUUGAUUCACAGGACAGGAGGCUGAAAGAAGGUUGGAAAUAGAUUCUUGAAGAUUAUCCGAAAUAUAUCUCUGUUACGGAGAUACGGUUUUUAUGUUUCCACACUGAAUAUUGCAUAUUCAUCAUACAUUCCACUUAGGAAAAAAUUUCAACAAGUGUUCGAGGUUCAUUUGACUUUUUUCAUUCAAAAUAUUCGUGGUAGCCAUUAAAUAUUUCUGCGGUGUGUGGGUUGUCUACCAAUCUAAUUUGCAAUGGGACACUUCAAUAAAAACAUAAAAAAUGCACUUAUGUAGUGCAAAAUAUUUCCCGACCUCUCCAAAACUUUCAUUUAAAAUUUUCCAGUUCACAAAAUAAAUGAUGGGACCACGUAUACUAUUAAUAAUUUUAUGAGUGACGCAACCGAGUUUAUAAAAAUCUGCUUUAUCACUGAUUUACUUGACCCCAAAGUUUAUCUGUAUAUAAUUCAUUCAACGACAAAUAGUCAAAAACUAUUCGUAUCUUGCGAUAAUAAUAUGGAGAAUUUGCGUUACAUAAUAAUUGCAUUAUUUAUAUCAGUGACAAAUAUUGAAGCAUCCCCCUCGAUUAUAAUUAUAGGAGCGGGGCCAGCAGGUAUAGCGGCAGCCACAAAAUUACUGGAAAAUAAUUUAACAAACAUCAAAAUCCUGGAAGCUGAACCAAGAAUCGGAGGACGAAUAAAAAGCGUGAAAUUUGGUGACUCUUACGUAGACCUGGGCGCUAGAUGGUGUCACGGCGAAGAUGGUAAUAUCGUUUAUAAUAUGGUGAAAGAUUUGCACUUGUUGAAUUCGACGAAGGUUGCGGAGUCUUUCUUCCUAUCAUCACGAGAAGAAAUUGAAGAGACAUUUGGGAAAGAAUUGAUGGGUAUAUUUUACGAAAUGAGCGAUCUUCCAUCUUCUGAUUCAAAAGACAAAUAUAAAUCUGUUGGAGAAGUUUGCGAGCAGAGGUAUAGAAAAACAAUACAAGAUAAAUUUUCCGCCAAUCCUAUCAAACUAAAAAUAGCUAAUGAAGCCCUGGGAUUACUGGAGUCCUUCAUUUCAUCUAACGAAGGUGCUUUUUCCUGGUAUGAUUCUUCAUUUAUAACCGAUUUCAAAAAUUGUGAUGGCGACUUCCAUUUGAACUUCAAUGGAAAGGGAUACAAAAUUAUUCUUGAUGUGAUGAUGAAAAAAUAUCCUGACCCGCGUCGAAGUUUGCCGAUUGACGACAAAAUAUUUCUCAAUAAGGAGGUGACACAAAUCUCAUGGAACUCUCAUAGAAGAGGAGGAAAUAUCAAGAUCAAAUGCUCAGAUAACUCAAUGUAUACAGCUGAUCAUGUUAUAACAACGCCUUCGGUCGGUGUGCUGAAGGAAAGGGCAAAAUAUAUGUUUUUGCCAAAGUUACCAACUGAAAAACUGAAAGCAAUCGACGAAGUUGGUUUUGGGGCAGUUAUGAAAGUGAUCAUGCAUUUUUCAGUAAAUUGGUGGGGAAACUCACCAGGGUUUUCGUUCAUCUGGACGGAAGAAGACAAAAUAGCUGUACUUCGAGAAUUUCCUGAAGGGCCCACAUGGAAUGAUAGAUCAUGGCUAACUUUUAUAGACAUGAUUGUAAUGGCGGAUAACAACCCAAAUGUUUUCACAGUGUGGUUCACUGGAAAACUGGUUCCAGCAAUAGAAUUCCUUUCCGAUGAAUUGAUAAUAAAGGGAAUCAAUUUCACUUUAAACAAAUUUUUAGGACACUUGUACAAUAUUGGAGAGCCAGACAAAAUACUACGACUGUUAAAUCAAGAUUGGCAAAUGAGGAAAAAUCAGUUGAAGAACAUUUGGCAGCCCCAUUGACGGACCUUGAAGGAAGGCCGAUUGUUUUAUUUGCAGGGGAAGCAACUCAUCCGCAUUAUUACUCCACUGUUCAUGGAGCUAUAGAAA
Messenger RNA from Leptinotarsa decemlineata (Colorado potato beetle), 2625 nucleotides. RefSeq names its product spermine oxidase. Gene Ontology annotation, molecular function: polyamine oxidase activity. Lineage: Eukaryota; Metazoa; Arthropoda; Insecta; Coleoptera; Chrysomelidae. The record is from RefSeq and is a predicted model, not a curated record.